UCACUGGUGGGCCUCAAACUGUUCACUGAGCUGGAAGAGCUGGUCGUCGACAACAACCUGCUUGGAAAUGAUCUCCAGUUGCCAAGGUUACCCAACCUCCACACCUUGACACUUAAUAAGAAUCAAAUAUCCUUUGAAGAGACCAGUUUUAUCCUGCUGGGAAACGAGGCCUGCCCCAACCAGCUGGUGAGCCCGGAUAAGGAUGAGGACGACUACCAGAGAUACAGAUACUUUGUUCUUUUCAAAUUGCCUCAACUGAAGUUUUUGGACACCAGGAAAGUCACCAAAAAAGAACUGCUGGAAGCACGAGCAAGAGGAGCAUUCAUGAAAGUGGUCAAACCCAAGUCGGAAGCUGUAAACAUCAUAGAC
Menidia menidia (Atlantic silverside) is the source of this 369-nucleotide messenger RNA. Lineage: Eukaryota; Metazoa; Chordata; Actinopteri; Atheriniformes; Atherinopsidae. The record is from the annotation of a GenBank genome assembly.